AUCUCCAUGGAGUUCAGGAACCUGUCCAAGGUCUACCGGGAUGUGAUUUCAGAUAUCUGCCACAAGAUGGGCGUUGGCAUGGCGGAAUUCUUGGAGAAGAAGGUGGACUCUCAGCAUGAGUGGGAUAAGUAUUGUCACUACGUUGCCGGGCUGGUGGGGAUUGGCCUUUCCCGUCUUUUCUCUGCAUCAGAGCUAGAAGAUCCUAUCGUCGGGCAGGACACGAAGCUGGCCAACUCCAUGGGCCUCUUCUUGCAGAAAACCAACAUCAUCCGGGACUAUCUGGAGGACCAGCUGGAGGGAAGAGAGUUCUGGCCCAGAGAGGUUUGGAGCAGGUAUGCAAAGAAGCUCUCGGAUCUUGCCAAACCAGAGAACAUCGAUAUGGCUGUCCAGUGUCUGAACGAGCUCAUCACCAACGCCCUCCACCAUGUCCCUGAUGUCCUCACAUACUUAUCCCGCCUGAAAAACCAAAGUGUCUUCAACUUCUGUGCUAUCCCCCAGGUGAUGGCUAUUGCCACAUUGGCUGCCUGCUAUAACAACAAGCAGGUGUUCAGGGGUGUCGUGAAGAUCCGGAAGGGACAAGCCGUCACUCUAAUGAUGGAUGCUACAAGCAUACAAGCUGUCAAAGCCAUCAUGUACCAGUACGUGGAAGAG
This is a messenger RNA of Apaloderma vittatum (bar-tailed trogon), 651 nucleotides long. It is a transcript of the gene FDFT1, whose product is annotated as farnesyl-diphosphate farnesyltransferase 1. The transcript is spliced from 4 exons. Gene Ontology annotation, molecular function: squalene synthase [NAD(P)H] activity. Gene Ontology annotation, biological process: farnesyl diphosphate metabolic process; cholesterol biosynthetic process. Gene Ontology annotation, cellular component: endoplasmic reticulum membrane. Lineage: Eukaryota; Metazoa; Chordata; Aves; Trogoniformes; Trogonidae. The annotation marks the transcript as partial. The record is from RefSeq and is a predicted model, not a curated record.